Molecule: messenger RNA, 5531 nt
Organism: Varanus komodoensis (Komodo dragon)
Lineage: Eukaryota; Metazoa; Chordata; Lepidosauria; Squamata; Varanidae
Gene: CPED1
Product: cadherin like and PC-esterase domain containing 1
Exons: 23
Coding region: 386-3466 (1026 amino acids)
Source: RefSeq, a predicted model, not a curated record
CAGGGCAGUCCUGCUUUUUAUUUAUAUGUGUCUGUGGUCCAACUGAGUUCAGAUGGAGUGCUGUGAGCGUGUAUGGAGACAAGCCGGAGUCAUGAGGCUGGGCUGUUUGGAGUGGUUUUAAUCAGCAACCCGUUGGGGGAGAAUGGAAAACGUCUGACAGGGCUAAGAAUCAAGUCUGGCACUGCUCCUUGAAAGCUGUUGGUCUGCUCCAGGGACAUCUAACUUCUUGCCAGCUGAUGCCAUGGUAAAGCUCAGCUCCAGAAGCGAUGAAGAAGACUUGAACGCUUGGUGGGGAAACACACAUUUGUCCAUUGAUUUCAUGCUGGUGCAAUGUGGCCACAGUGACACUUCCUACAAUGUGGAAGUGGGACGAAAUUAGAAAUCCAUGGUGGCUAUGGCUUGCUGGCAGAUUCUGCCUGGCCGGAGGUGGUCUCGACUUCGUCCAUUCCUGGUGGUUCUGGUGCUGGCUGCCUGUCUUUUCUACCAGACCCUCACCCCAUCAAGGACGCGGAGAUCCCUUUCAGCAAUCGGCAAUGGAGUUCUACCAGACAAAGCAGCUGAGGUGCAGCAGGGGAGGCACAAGGAGGUCACCGAAAGCCGUGCUCGUUGCUUCCUUCCUUCAAGCAAUCUACAAGUAUGGAAGGAGAUUGAGGAUGCCAUUUUUAAAUACUUGAGAAGUGAUGCAAGAGCAGUGAUACUGUACAUCCCUUCUUCCGGCAGUAAACAAGACCUUCAAUUAUAUCAACGUAUCCUUACCCAACAUAGUUAUACAGUUACAGUUGUUGAAGACAGGAAACUGAACAGACAUGAAAUCCCCAAUCCAGAUGAAUUAAACUCUUGGGAUCUUUUCAUUUGCCUGUCUUCCAACAAAGCUGACCAAGAAACUUGCUUAAACAUAAUGGAAUCGCAUCCAGCCAUUUCAUUGCAGAAGGCAAAUGCCUUCCCUCAAAUACAGCACUUACUUUGCAGAAAGGAAGGACUGUGCCAGCUAGUGAGAACGUUUCCAGAAUUGCAUCUUCCAAUUGCUCUUCCUGCUUGCCCAGAAUCAAACCUCAUACCUCUUCGCACUGUGAAGCCCCACGAUGAUAACAAAAUGACAAAUCUGACUCAAAUGCUGCGUUGGCCAAUGAAGAAAAUUCAGCAACAGAAGAUACCCACUGAAGUUGACCACAAAGAAACCUUUAGAAUCAUCAUCAAAGUGUAUGUACUGGUAACAUCAUUAACACCUUUAAGAGCAUUCAUUCAUUCAACUGGUAUUGCCUGGCAUCCACCCAAGAAGAAGCACUGUACGAUCAAGCUACACACCUUUUUUGAAAACUUCUUGGCAGCCAGUUCUCCACAGCAGGCUUUCGAUGAUGUGAAAGAGGCCAUAAGAAGACUCUUGUUGAUAACUGAAGUUUUCAGCCAAGCACCUUCAUCUGGACCAAAGGCCUCCAUUCAAUGCAGUUCGUGUUUUCAGAUGCUAACCUUCGACAUUGGGUUCAGCCAGUCCAUGCAUCCCUCUAUCCUUGAGAUACAUGAACACUUUGACUUUGAAGCUGAUGAAGAUUCAGAUUACCAGGACCAAACUUUUAAAGAAACUCUUCUGGAUGACGCUUUCAGAAUUCUCUUAUCAAAUCAGGUUUCCUCUUCUGCUUUCCUUGUGGCUUUACGGAAUGUAUAUCAAUCAUCAGGACUUAGGAAUGAGCAUCCCUGGAAGGAAUCAGAGCACUGUCUGACUUUGGAACAUCUGAACCCACUGAUCAGUUUUGUAAAAGAGCUUCAGAAUAUAGGGCAAUUUGAACUGCUUUUCCCCUCUGCUAUUCCUCAGGUCCAUUUUUUGCUGCAUGACCUUUAUCGCAUGGUGAAUCCGGAGGAAAAGCUAGGUUCAAUCCUGGCUUUGCAUUGGCUCCUUUCAAACCUACUGGAACAGUUGCAAGUCAUUAACAAAGUAGUACACACAAAUAUUCCAAGAAGGCGUUCUUACCCCGGAAAGGAUAUAAUUAAAACAAGAGUGUCUUCCACGGUUGUUGAAAAACACAAAGGAUUUAGUUUUCCAAACCUGGCUAAAGAAAUGCACUGCAGUUAUGAUAAAGAUACUCUUCCGUAUAUUAGGCAGAUCUUCACCAGUCCACCUUUGGACUUAAAUCCUAUUUUUGACCCAAAGAUAAAGGAAUACUAUUCUGAAGUCCCGUUUGAUGUAGUAACAGUAAAGAUUAGAGCAGAGCCAGUAAAUUGUCAGUGUGAUGUUCACCUGGAUGAGAAGAAAGGACCAAGUGAUGCAAAUUACCCUCUUGGACUUGGAAUAAACAGAGUAAAUAUUCUGGUAACAUAUGAAUCUCAAGCACUCCAUGAAGUUGUCAGCAUCUAUAAAAUCAUCAUUUACCGAGAAGACCGCCCAAGCUUGCCAUUGUUUGAUGACCACAUGUUGUGUGGUUUUGUACAGGAUUGUGGCUCAAUCAUUCAUCCAGAGGAAUCCUGUGGUUUGCAGCCUCUCUCUGCUGAAUACCUGUCAACCAUUUCAGAGACACAGUUGAAGACAUGUGAAACGGGGGACAUGAAAGGACAAUGGAUUGUGCCUUGUCUUAGUUGUUCUGACAACAGAACCUGUGACUGGAGACAAAUAACAUGGCAGCCACACAACUGUCAAUAUCCCAUCCUGAACAAAUCAGAGCUCCAACAGUGUGUAGAAAGAAAAAAGGUUCUUUUCAUUGGUGAUUCAACUAACAGAGGGAUGAUGUAUUACCUGAUAGAGAGAGUAAACGAGACCCUUCAAGAAUGGCAAAAGGCUCAUGACAUGAAGUUUUAUCCUAAUGUAAACAAUGGGAACACUUUCAUUAGCUACUCAUAUUACCCUCAGUUUUGGAUUGAUGUAAACCAAAGACCAACCUUUGAAGAAGCUCUAGAGCAGCUGUUACUCAGAUCACAGCCACUUGAGAACACAGGCCAGACUAUAUUGGUUGUUGGAGGUGUCCAGUGGCUUAAUUUCAAUCACUUACAUAUUAUUCAAAAAGUACUUAAACGAACAAAUCUCUCAAAUAUCCUGGUAAUAAUAAAAUCCUUGGGAAUGGGCUUUCAUCUGCCAGUAGAUGGAAUACACUCUUUGUCACCGGCAGAAGUACAGAAUUUAUGGAAUGAAAAUCUAGCUAUUCUGAACACUGCAAAACAAUAUGGCUAUGAUGUGGUUGAUACUUUUAUUGUUACUAUGGGGCGGUACAAGGAAUUUUUGCAAGGAAAAUGUGGGUGCCAUUUUCACGAGGUGGUGAAAUCCAAAACAUCUGAAGGAAGUGAUCCCGUGGCCAUGACGUUAUCAAGGCCCUAUGCUCUGGGCAAAUAUUUCAACAACCGGAACAACCUGAUGAAACUGCAGGCCUACGCAUCCAGUUCUCAGUCCCCUUAUCACGUGCGGGGGCCAAUCAACCAAGUGUAUUCAGAAAUACUCCUCAGCAGGAUCUGCGCAUAUGACAGAAAGGUUGUUGGAAUGUAACUUCGUUUGGCUGAAAUGCAGAGUUCACAUUGCCCUGCCUUCCCAUGUGGUGAUCCGGUCCAUACCAGAUUUAUUACACACUUUGAGUGGCUAAACAUACCAGCGUAACUCAAGACAUGUGGCGGUUUCUGCAAAGCCUUAUAAAAUCAAGAUGUGUCUCCACAGAGCUGUGGUUUCAGAAUGGGAGACAGGGAAACACAAGAAAGGACGGGAGAGAGAAGUUAUUUGAACUGUGGCCAAAAAUUAAAACCAUUGUAAGUUAAGUCAAUGUAAUAUUGUGUGAAAGGAAAGAAUGUUUUCAAUGUAUUUUGUAGAUAGUGCUCAAAUAUAGGUACAGAGUAUAAUGAUAUAUCACCUAUAUAUAACCAAAAAAUUGCAUUCCAUUUUGAAGAGCUUUAUGACAUUGCAAGAUGGCAGUAUAGGGAUAUGCAUUUAAAAGCAGGUGUUGUAUUUGUAUGGGUGGAACUAGAUAUGCGUUUCUAAGGUUUGCAUUGAGAGAAAGAUGGCAUCAGCCCUUCUCACUGUAGUCACAAUAGCCCCCAAGACAUGAACAUGGAGGGAGGUCAUGAUGUCUUUUUCUGGCCCUAAUCAACCUGGGUGGGUCAGGGUGAGCUGAGCUGAUACAUAUCAGGGCUACAGAUUAACCCUAGCCCCACAUGGCAACUGCUUUGCUAAUUGGAAUCAUACUCUUGCCCCAUGGAAAAGAAAAAGCAAACAGCAUCUACCUGGAUUGCUUCCAGGCAUGCGUCCUUACAGAGAGCCAUUUAUUUUAUGGGGCAGUUGAAAAGAGAGAAAGAAGAGAAGGAACCUUGGCCUGACUUGGAUUAGAGAAUAGAUAGGCUGAGGUGUCCCUAAUUAGUCUGUGGAAUGACACAUAGAUUGAACUGGGGACACACUGGCUCACUCCUGGGGCUUUUUGACACGAAACUCCUAAUCUGCUGCAUCUACUUCUGGUUCAUGCAGAGUUGAGAUCUACAUACUGCGCAAGUCCUGCUUGUCCUUUCCUGGCUUUUCUGCUAUAUAACCUCUAGAUGGCACUGUGGUAUAGCAGAAUAGCACAAAUACACCAUUGGAACUGCUCAUCAAAAUGCUACCCAAGUUUCCCUGCUCUAAAAAAAUUAACUGAAAGUGCUGUUUCUAAGCAGACGCAAAACUUGCACAAUCCUAAUAUAUCUAAAGAACCGACAAAUACCUGUAAAGAAUGACAAGAAAUACCUCAUUUGUGAAAGUUCUAAGCCCCAGCUAGAGUAUAAGAGUUUUCUGUUGUCUUUGUGACUCUGGUUUCUUGUGCUGUCAAAUGUCACUCCCAAAGGUUCAGGGCAGCCUCAUGGAAGUUACAGAUGCCACAUGCUGAGCUCACUGGACUGCCCCUUUGGAUUCCAGCCACAGCUCAGCAACUGCAUGACCUGGGUGUUGAAUUUCUCCUGGACUUUUGUACAUUUCCAACUUGCCACCUUCAUCCUGCUGAAUACAGAUUUAUGCCCAUAAAAAGAGCUGUUUUCUAAUAUACUUGUGUUGGCCUCAAACCUUGCACAUAGCACAAUUCAUUUAGAAUGGACCCUCAUUUCUCUCUGUGUGCUGCUUUGUAGUGGUUUUACAGAAAAGGUUGCAUAUUUAUCUCAGAAAUAAUUUGUACAGUAAUUCCAAGCAAGAAGGUGUCAGUCGUGAUGUCAAAGAGCUCCUUGAGAGGAAGACAGCCUGCUUUAUUGAACAGAGUCUUAAAAAUCACUACCUUCUAAGAUGUCUUCAGAUUUCUGCAUAGUAACUUUCACUGUGUUCAUUAAGGUUUUCUUUUGUACUUUAUGUGCUUUCCAUGUGCUGGAUUCCUUGAAUAGAAGCAGACACUUAAAAGAGGUUGCCUGGAUAAAUAUGUUUAUACUGAAAGUAAUGUUCUAGUUGGACUCUUGCUAAACAAAACCCCAGGAAUAAUUCUGGUUAUGCUAAACUUCAUGCUGGCAAACGUGCCAUACAGUUUCUGCAUAUUCACCAUUAUAUGGUAUUCCUGUGUGUAGUUCACUGUAUUUAAUAUUUCUCAGAUAUUGCUAUUUUGAAAGCAACCUUUCAA